AUGAUUUCAACUAUACGACGAAAUCUACUAUCUAACUUUAAACCAUCCCCAUAUCACUACAAUGUACUCCUCACUCAAUCAAUAAGAUUUGCGGGUCAUUCAAAAUGGGCUAAUAUAAAACAUGAUAAAGCUAAAAAUGAUGCAAAAAAAUCAAAAGAAGCAACAUUAAUUGCAACAAAAAUUGAAAGUUGUGUAAGAACAGGAGGUAAAGAAGCAAAUGCAAGUUUAGAUCAAUUACUUGAUAAAGCUAAAAAAUUAAAUGUUUCGAAAAAUGUUAUACAAAAUGCUAUAAAAAGAGGUUCAGGUGAAAUAAAUGAUGGAUCUAAUAAUCAAACUGAAGUUAGUUAUGAAUUUAUGGGUCCUGGUGGUGUAGCGUUUAUUAUAUCUGCAAUAACUGAUAAUAAAGCAAGAACAGUUAUGAGAGUUAAAACAGCAAUGGCUUAUUUUCAAGCUUCUUUAAGUCCAUGUAAUUUUAUGUUUGAAAAAAAAGGUGAAAUAUUGAUAGAACCUAAAACUGAUGUUGAAGAAAGUUCUGAUGAUAUAUUUGAAAUGAUUUUAGAAAUAGGAGCUGAAGAUUUUGAAGAAAUUGAAUUUGAUAAUGAAUUUCAACCUGGAAAAAAAUAUAAAUUUUAUAGAAUCAUUUGUGAUCCAUUAGAAAUUCAUAAAUUAAGUAAUGAAUUAAGUUCAAGAGGUUAUAAAUUGAAUGAAAGUUCAGUUAGAUAUUUGGCAGAUAAAGAUGGUCAAGUAAAAUUUCCUGGUGAUUAUUCAAAGGGUUAUUUCAGAGCAAUUGAUCAUUUAGAUCAAACACCAGAAGUUAUAGAUUAUUAUACAAACAUUGAAGAUGAACAUCAAGGAAGAAUCAUGUCAUCAGUCAAUUGA
Messenger RNA from Lodderomyces pseudojiufengensis, 879 nucleotides. RefSeq lists its product as uncharacterized. The transcript has a single exon. Lineage: Eukaryota; Fungi; Ascomycota; Pichiomycetes; Serinales; Debaryomycetaceae. Gene Ontology annotation, cellular component: mitochondrion. Bases 1 to 879 code for a protein of 292 amino acids. The record is from RefSeq and is a predicted model, not a curated record.